AGGAGGCGCGCGAGCGGGAGGAAGGGACGGUGGGAGCGCACCGCGCCUUGAUCUUCUGUUUCUGCCGCGGGGUGGGGAAGGUGCCAGGCGCGGGCGGGCCGAGAGAGAGCGAGAUGGUGCAGGGUUCUUGCGUGCGUCUGGGAAAAGCGAGAACUUGAAUUCCUGAAGAUUAGUGGGGGGGGGGGGUGCGGUCAAGUGGAAGGGGAUUAUAAAACCCAAUCCUCGACAGCGCUCUACCUCGCCCCCUUGGGCAAAGGGGGAAAGGGUAAACUGAGGCACCCCCGAGACCACUGAGCGCUCUAGCCCCUCUUCCCAGAAGGAACUCUGGUGCUCCUUCGGCUGUGCAAUGCCAGAGUAUCCCAGACAUUCCCUCCCAACGCCUCCAGCUCCGCCCUCGGUCCCCUCCCCCCAAAGCAGGUCGGGGGAGGAGACGCAAGUUCUGGCGCCGGCGGCGACGGCUUGCAGUCGCCACCUCCCGCGAGUGCCCGAGCCGAGCGGGCUGCUUGGAGGCUGCGGACUCGGCGGCCGCGGGAGCUGACCCUGCGGGGUCCCGGGGGGGGAGGGGGAGCCGCGAAGCCCCCGCUGAGGCCGCCGCUGCCGGGCCUCCCCUCCCCCCCGGGCGGGCGCCAUGCGGGGGAGCCCCGGCGACGCGGAGCGGAGGCAGCGAUGGGGUCGCCUGUUCGAGGAGCUGGACAGUAACAAGGAUGGCCGCGUGGACGUGCACGAGUUGCGCCAGGGGCUGGCCAGGCUGGGCGGGGGCAACCCAGACCCCGGCGCCCAACAGAUCAGGAGCAGGUUCCUGGAGCCACCUCUGUCCCCUUUCCUUCUGCCAGAGUAUCUCCUCUGAGGGUGAUGCUGACCCAGAUGGCGGGCUGGACCUGGAGGAAUUUUCCCACUAUCUGCAAGAGCGGGAACAGCGCCUGCUGCUCAUGUUUCACAGUCUUGACCGUAACCAGGACGGUCACAUUGAUGUCUCUGAGAUCCAACAGAGUUUCCGAGCUCUCGGCAUUUCCAUCUCACUGGAGCAGGCGGAGAAAAUUCUACAUAGCAUGGACCGAGACGGCACCAUGACCAUUGACUGGCAAGAAUGGCGAGACCACUUCCUGUUGCAUUCGCUGGAAAAUGUGGAGGAUGUGCUGUAUUUCUGGAAGCAUUCCACGGUCCUGGACAUUGGUGAAUGCCUGACAGUGCCGGAUGAGUUCUCAAAGCAGGAGAAGCUGACGGGCAUGUGGUGGAAGCAACUGGUGGCUGGCGCAGUGGCAGGUGCCGUGUCACGGACAGGCACAGCCCCUCUGGACCGCCUCAAGGUCUUCAUGCAGGUCCAUGCCUCAAAGACCAACCGGCUGAACAUCCUGGGGGGCCUUCGAAGCAUGGUCCUCGAGGGGGGUAUCCGCUCCCUGUGGCGUGGCAAUGGUAUUAAUGUACUCAAGAUUGCCCCUGAGUCAGCUAUCAAGUUCAUGGCCUAUGAGCAGAUCAAGCGGGCCAUCCUGGGGCAGCAGGAGACACUGCAUGUGCAGGAGCGCUUCGUGGCUGGCUCCCUGGCUGGUGCCACAGCGCAAACCAUCAUUUAUCCCAUGGAGGUACUGAAGACGAGGCUGACCUUGCGCCGGACAGGCCAGUACAAGGGGCUGCUCGACUGUGCCAGGCGGAUCCUGGAGAGGGAGGGGCCCCGUGCCUUCUACCGUGGCUACCUGCCCAACGUGCUGGGAAUCAUCCCCUAUGCGGGCAUCGACCUGGCCGUCUACGAGACCCUGAAGAACUGGUGGCUUCAGCAGUACUGCCACGACUCGGCCGACCCGGGCAUCCUCGUGCUCCUGGCCUGCGGUACCAUAUCCAGCACCUGCGGCCAGAUAGCCAGUUACCCCCUGGCCCUGGUCCGGACCCGUAUGCAGGCACAAGCCUCCAUCGAGGGCGGCCCCCAGCUGUCCAUGCUGGGUCUGCUACGUCACAUCCUGUCCCAGGAGGGCAUGCGGGGCCUCUACAGGGGCAUCGCCCCCAACUUCAUGAAGGUUAUUCCAGCUGUGAGCAUCUCCUAUGUGGUCUACGAGAACAUGAAGCAGGCCUUGGGGGUCACGUCCAGGUGAGGGACCCGGAGCCCAUCCCCCCGAUCCCUCACCCCAGUCAUGACGUCCCCCACACCUCAGCCACUGGAGACUGAUGAUCCAACCACAGGAUCCCCACUCUUUGGCCACGAGAUCCCAGCACCCAGAUCCUGGAUCCUAGACUUGUAUGGCCCAACCACUGGGUCAUGGCAUCCCUAUCCUCAGCCAGUAGAUCCCAGUACCCUAACUCUAGAUCCCAGAUCCCCCUGGAACCAUAACUGUGGAUCCCAUACUUAAGCAACUCAAGUCUGCUACCCUAACCACAAGGUCCAAGAUUAUCCACACCCUAGCCCUUAAUCCCCAUCCCCGAAAUCACUGGAUCCUGCAGCCCCACAUCUCAAGGGGGAUCUCACGUUUCCCUGUUCCUCUACUGGGUCCUGAACCUCCAUAUCUUAACCACUGGAUCCCACACAAAUCAGCGAAUGGAUCCCGACACCCAACCACAGGAGCACGAAUUCCCUGUACCUCAGCACCCAGACCACAGCUCCCUCGGGCACCAAAUCCAGUGUCCUCAUGAAACGCUGGAUCCUAGAUCCCCAACCCCAGAUCCCCAUGUCUCGAGCCCUGGAUCUCCAAGCUCAGCCACUGAAUUCUGGAUGUCAACAAACUUCAGCCACCAGAUCCUGACAAUCACAAUGCCUAGAUCCUGGGGCCCCCAUCACUGGAUCCCAGAUCCCUUCACCCCAUCCACUGGAUUCCUGCAUUGUUUUGUUUUGUUUUUUACCUCAAUACUGGGUCUCAGAUCCUUCUGCUCUGACUGCCAGAUCCCUCCAUUUCAAGCACUACACCUUGCACCCCAGCCAGUAGGUCCCAGAUUCCCAAGCCCCCACCCACCGGAUUCUGGCUCCUAAAGCAAGCGUGGGAGCCCCAGCAGCACAGCAAGUGGAUCCUGGCAACUGCAGCUGCUGGAUUCCAGAUUCUAGAUCCCGCAUCCCUCCAGCCAGUCCCUCGAUGUUGAAACCUCAUCUACUGAAGGCAGACCCCGAUAUUUGAAGGCACUGAAUCCCAAGCCCUUAACCUCUGGUUUCUGAUCCAAAUCCUCCGGACGCCGGAUCCCAAAUGUUCAGGCCCCAAGUCUAGAUCCUGGCAACCCAAUCACAGCAUCCCACAUCCCACGCACACUGGAGCCCAGAGCCAGCUUCUCAUGACACGAAAUUGAGUGGUCAAGGGAGCCAGUUGGGGAGGAAGCCCAGGUUCUGGCUCCGGAAAACCCUGGGGGAUUGGUCCCAGGUCCUGAUACAGCUCAUCACCAGGCAGAGAUACACCUGCUGCAACCUGCACGGAUGCUGGAUUCCCCCUCACCCCACUUUCUCUGCAUGGCCACCCCACUCCCCUGGCCUGGUCCUGUGGGGAAACUUCCCUCGAACCACCCCGCUCCCUGCAUCCCCACACUUGACGCAUCUUCUAUCCCCUUUCCACUUUCCAGGCGAAUAUUCCCAGAGCUGUGUCCCUCCAGAGGGCGCAGUCACUCACUCCUGGGGGCUGGCAAGGAGACAGUCUGAGGCCAGGGACACACGAAGGGGUGUCCCCACCCCAGCACUGCCAGCCCCUCCCCAGGUUUUCAGAGUUGAAGGCCAGGAGCAAAUCUGCAAAGACCACCCUUCCCUAAACCCAAACACCCAAUGAUGCAAAAAACAAAAAAAGAAACCCGCCAAAUCCCCAAAUUCAUCCCAGAUCUAUUUUUCUACCAGAGAGAGGAGCAGAGUCCCCUCCCCACGCCCAUACAUUCUGCACUUCAUAGUUGGAUUCUGAGCUUAGGCUAAUCGGAAGACCCCAUGCAAGGACUUGGAAAGGGGAAUUGGGAUUCGGGGAGGGGCCGGAGGACCAGCACUUCCACCUCCACCUCGCCCCACCUCCCCGCCUGUGUGUGUCAUUUCGAGGGAAAAGAACAAAAGGAAUAAAUUUUCUAAGCUCUUU
Callithrix jacchus (white-tufted-ear marmoset) is the source of this 4019-nucleotide messenger RNA. Lineage: Eukaryota; Metazoa; Chordata; Mammalia; Primates; Cebidae. The record is from RefSeq and is a predicted model, not a curated record.